Messenger RNA from Nasonia vitripennis (jewel wasp), 12268 nucleotides. RefSeq names its product teneurin-m (gene Ten-m). NCBI's taxonomy places the organism in Eukaryota, Metazoa, Arthropoda, Insecta, Hymenoptera, Pteromalidae. The record is from RefSeq and is a predicted model, not a curated record. The coding region runs from base 926 to 10894 and encodes 3322 amino acids. The transcript has 18 exons. Gene Ontology annotation, biological process: motor neuron axon guidance.
GUGCGUUCGGCGAACACUUCGCGAGCGGACGCGCGUUAUACGCCCUCAUCGUAAGCACGCUUCCACGCUGCGCUUUCGCUCAUAUACUGCUCUCUCACGCUGCUAUCUCCGCUCUGACCCCCGCUCUCUACACUCGUUAUCUCCGCGUGCACGUCUCGCUUGGUCGUCGAGUGUGUGCGUCGCUGAUGAAGCCCUCGCUGCACCGAUGAACAAACGGAGCCAAGAAUCCGAAUAGAGAUCGAGAUCGAAAGAUGCAACGCUAGAUCGAGUAUCGAAAAGCUCGCGUCCUAGGCAACCCGAAAAUCCGCAGGCUGCAUCCAGAACGACCCUGUUGAGGGAGAACGGAGCAAAACUCGAGCGGGAGAGUGCGGCGUGUGCGCGCCGCCACGUGACUACGCCGGCCGCGGCGGGCGGAAAGUUGCUCGCGGAAAACGGCUAUUUGCCUUCGUUCCCGCACGCGCACGCGAGAGAGACAUUCUUCCGGGGAAAGAGAGAAGCGUCGGCAGUGCGAGGAAUGAUCUGAGGGAGGAUUAAAGGCAGUGCGCGGCUAGAGGAAGGGACCCUCCCGUGCUUGCGGGCAAAGGCUGCAUAAACAUGUAUCUCGUGUAAGAACUGCUGUGCGAUUUAUCUGUGGAGACUCCGCGGACUCUGGGGAUCUUGCGGACGGGACAAGUGUACGCCGGCGAGAUCAGUGUAUACCUAGGACUGCCCCUGGAGUUCACCAAGCCCGGAGAGGAAAUCACAGCGCAUCAACGUGACCGGGCCGAGCGGAGACGAUCCUCGAGGCGGCGCGACUCCAGCGAGGAGUGAAGCCCGAGGUACAUGAAAGGUCAUGAACUACUCUGAAGGUGCGUACGCUACAAUGCUUUCCGGAAUUCCGCAGUCGACCAGUGAGUGACCGCGCUCGUCCGACCAACCACCAUCCAUGACUAGCAAUUUACGAAACAAAGCUGGGAAGGGACGCCUUUACCCGGCUUACAGCCUCAGCGGUAGCGAGGGCGAGGAGACGACGCAGAGCUGCAACAGCGCGCUGCCGCCACCGAGUCACCGCUCCGUCUCUGCCGCUGGGACCGCCGGCCGCGGCGGCUACCCGGCCAACAACCACCAGCAGGGUUACGGCUCGGCUCAGCACAAGCAGCGCUCUUAUCAGCAACAGUCACUGCAACAGCAGCAGCAGCAUCCGCUCUACCACGUGCCGAGCAGUGGAGCCGGACUCAGCGACACCCCAACUUCGGGCAACGCCUCCGACGAGACCCUCACCGACAGUGAGCUCACUAACCUCGCCAGGGACUCGACUCUUCUCGUCCAUAACGGGUGUUUGUUGGACAGCGCGGCACCGCGGGUACCACCCGAUGUGCCACCCCGCAAUCCCACAAUGAGCCGACUGAACGGAAGGUUGCCAGGAAGCCACGCGGCCAGUGAUCACGAGAGAGAUCCCGACCUGGAGCCAUCCUGCUUGGUGCGCACCCCAUCCGGUAACUUCUACAACAUAUCCAAGAAACCGAAGAAUGAUUACAACAAUAAGAAUCAGUCAACGGGAAACAGUCCAAUAAAAGUCGAAUUACAAAACAACAUGGACAGGAUGCCAUUGCCGUACGGACACGCCUCCUCGAUGAUCCCGAUGAGGAGGCAGAGCAUCCGCUGUCAUUUCCGCAAGGGCAUCGAUUGGUGCAGCUGGAAGCUCAUUGCGAUUGUUGUGAUAAUGGUCUCACUCUGCCUAUUGGCAGCCCUUACUUAUGUAGCAGCAUCGAACAUGGUGAACUGGUACCAGGGCACCAAAGCCUGCACGGUUCUUGUCGGCGAUGGCACGGACGGCAGCAAAUCGGCCCUGGACGGCACAGCUGCCGGGAAGAACAGCAGCUCCUCGUCGACGCCGUCAUCCAGCUCGGCCGGCGGCAGCGGGGCGGGCGGCAAGCGCCAGCAAUCCGGCUCUGGAGGUAAUUCACAGCUACCAGUUUACGCCCGCAAGCGCAGAGCUGCGAACUAUGACGAGCAUGACUCUCCCGCGGUGGUUGUUAACGAUUUCGCGGACUCGCGAAUGCAUGAUGGGUCUGCUACUACUACUGCUGCUACUCAGGUGGUGAACGAGGAAGCAAAACUCGAGACACAAACGACUCUUUCCUCGGACACUAACACGCGCUCUAUCGCUCCUAUUAAUACUAGUGGUAGUGAUGAAUCUUUUGUUUCGUUUUUGCCUGACGAGGCUGAACUUGUUACUGGUGAUGGAUGGUCUAUUUCUGAUCGCGAGGUUUUGGAUACGACGACUCUGUCUUACGAAGAGAUAGAGUCCUCGACUGACGGUUACGGGGAUGAUUCGGGUACAACUAUCGUGGAUCCGGGCGACUUUAUAGAGGAAAUCGAGGAUGUCCCGGAGGCUUUGGAAGAUGACGCGAGUACUUCUACUGAGAGGAACGAAGCCGAGAGCGAAACUGUGGUGGCUCUCGCUACCGACGAACCGUUUAUAGAGUCUACUACACCGGAGAUUCCGAUCGAUGUUUUGUCGAAAGAUGAAAAACAAACGAAAGAGACCAGUCACGAGGAAGUUCUGGCAGAUCAGGCCGACGAGGAACUUCAACACGAUUCACCCGGUCCCUUCAAUUUCUAUCAACACGAGGACUUGGAAAUCGUGAAUCUUAAAAGCGAAGUUACCGCCGACAAGCUCACCAAAACCAAAGAUCCGUCGUACACGGAAAACGACGUGACGCUGAUUGACGACAGCUCGACUUACGACGAAGACGUGAGGGAGCUCGAGGAGCUCAUGAAGAAGCCUGACAAGCGCGAGUUUUUCCGUAAAUUGGACGAGAAAUUUGGUGUUGUGAGUGACGAUAAAACGAGGACGAAAAUUGUCAGUAGGCCUAAAGAAGAAAAUGACUAUCGCUAUCUAUCUAAUUCGUUAAACCGCUCGACGAUCGAAAAUACUAAUAGAAAUGCCACUUAUCAAUCCAACUCAUCGACAUCGAAAACUAAUAUUCAUCAGGAGGACAGUUCAGUCACUCCUUCAGCGUAUACAGUCGAGCAAACUACCAAGCAAGACGCAGGCCAACUUAAAGCAAGUACUAACGUGGUUUUGGUAAACGUGACCAUAGCAUCUGGAAACGCGAAGAAACCACUGUACGUGGUAUCGGUAUCGGUGCCUACAAACAGCGAGACUUCAUCCAUCAAUAUCAACGUCCCCCCUUACCCCAAAGAAAGCUCUUCAUCUAAUAAAAGCGAGCACGAGAAGGCAACUAACCACGUAACCGAGUCCAUCGAAAAAUCACUUGCGAGCAUUCAAAAAUCGCUCGGAACAAUAGAAAAAACUCUUGGUCUCGGUGAAAAGUUACCCCACGAUAUCGAAAUGAUGUCGGCAAAGGUGACUGAAGCUUCCGAGUUCGUUAACGCUUCGCUUGCGAACAAAACUACUGCAACUAACAAUUCGGAGGAGCACGGAUCUAAGGAAAGCUUGGUGACCGAUAUGGGGAUAGCUUUGACAUUACCACCGCCUCCGAAACCGCCGAGCUCGCCGCCACCUCCAGUCUGGGCAGGCGGCGAGUGCGAAUGCUUCUGCCCUUGCAUGGAUAUGCUCGAGUCGGUUUCCGAGGAGCCAGAUCCUUACUGGGACGAGAUGGUAAGCGAUGAGCCUUUGCUCUUUGAAGAUUACAGUAAUGCAACAGAGACUAAGAUGGAGGCCAAUGCGACCACUGCGCAGAUGUCGCUUAGUAAGGACGAGAUGACGACAUCUAGAAGUGAUGAGGAUGGUAGGACGAAGUGCGAAGUGGCCACAACGGCCAUGCCUCCGGAGCCAGUUAUUUUGAUUCUGGAAGGCGGCAGAACGUUCCCUGCGCGCUCUUUCCCACCGGACGGCACGACGUUCGCCCAGGUCGUGCUAGGCCAGCGCCUCAACAAGGAAAUCCCCGCUUACAGCUACUGGAACAUGCAAUUCUAUCAGUCGGAGCCUGCCUACGUCAGAUUCGACUACAAUAUCCCAAGAGGUGCAAGCAUCGGUGUCUAUGCCAGGAGAAAUGCACUGCCCACGCACACGCAGUAUGAUCUGCUCGAGGUGCUUAGUGGCUUCAAGGCCAGGACUACCAGAAGCUCGCACCAACCUUCGAUCAAGAAGGAAGUGACGCACUACAUGGAACCCGGCCAUUGGUUCCUCUCGCUCUACAACGACGACGGCGAUCCACAGGAGGUCAGCCUGAUCGCAGUGAUCGCCGAGGACAUGACGCACAACUGCCCGAACGGUUGCAGCGGUAAAGGCGAGUGCCUGCUCGGUCACUGCCAGUGCAACCCAGGCUUCGGCGGCGAGGACUGCAGCGAGAGCGUCUGCCCAGUACUCUGCAGCCAACGUGGCGAGUACAUCAACGGCGAGUGCCAGUGCAACCCGGGCUGGAAGGGCAAAGAAUGCUCGCUUCGCCAUGACGAGUGCGAGGUACCGGACUGCAACGGUCACGGACACUGCACCAACGGCAAGUGCAACUGCGUGCGCGGUUACAAAGGCAAAUUCUGCGAAGAGGUGGACUGCCCGCACCCGACCUGCUCUGGCCACGGCUUCUGCGCCGAGGGAACUUGCAUUUGUAAGAAGGGUUGGAAGGGCGCCGAUUGUAGCCAGAUGGAUAAGGAGGCUCUGCAAUGCCUUCCUGGCUGCAGCGGUCAUGGAAACUUUGAUCUGGAGACGCAGACUUGCCUUUGCGAGCCUAUGUGGUCCGGUGACGAUUGCUCGAAGGAGCUUUGCGACCUGGACUGUGGACUACACGGCCAUUGCGUGGACAACGCGUGUGACUGCCUACCCGGCUGGUCCGGCGAGCUCUGCAAUCUCAAGCAGUGCGAUCCGCGCUGCAACGAGCACGGACAAUGCAAAAACGGAACCUGUCUCUGUGUCACUGGCUGGAACGGCCGCCACUGCACCAUGGAGGGCUGCCCGAACUCCUGCUCUGGACAUGGACAGUGCAAAGUUAAUUCCGACGCCCAGUGGGAGUGCAGGUGCUACGACGGAUGGAACGGCAAGGACUGCAGCGUGUACUUGGAGCAGGACUGCAGCGAUGGCAGAGACAACGAUAAAGAUGGUCUCGUCGAUUGUGCCGACCCAGAGUGCUGCUCAAAUGCCAAAUGCCGUACCAGUCAAUUGUGCGUCUCCGCACCGAAACCUAUCGAUAUUUUACUGAGGAAGCAGCCACCCGCAAUCACGGCUUCGUUCUUCGAAAGAAUGAAAUUCUUGAUUGACGACGGUAGUCUGCAGAACUAUGCGCGUCAAGAAACGUUUAACGAGAGUGUGUUCUGGAAUCACUUCAACACAAGUCGUUCAGCAGUAGUUCGCGGUCGCGUCGUCACAUCGUUGGGCAUGGGCCUGAUGGGUGUGCGCGUGAGCACGAGCACGCCCCAGGAAGGCUUCACCCUCACCCGCGACGAUGGCUGGUUCGAUCUUCUGGUCAACGGUGGUGGCGCAGUUACCCUGCAGUUCGGCAGGUCACCGUUCAAACCCCAGAGCCACAUUGUCUUCGUGCCCUGGAACGAGGUGGUGAUAAUCAACAAAAUUGUGAUGAGCACGGCGGACGAGAAAACGCCGGUGCAUGUGAUUCAUAGCUGCGCUGCCCAUGACUACGACCUGAUGAAACCCGUUGUUCUGGCGACCUGGAAACACGGCUUCCAAGGUGCCUGUCCCGAUAAGAGUGCCAUCCUCGCCGAGUCCCAGGUUGUCCAGGAGAGUCUGCAGAUUCCCGGAACUGGGCUGAACCUCGUGUACCACAGCUCUAGAGCAGCUGGUUACUUGUCGACUAUUCAACUGCAACUGACCCCUGAAGUCAUACCACCUACUCUGAAUCUCAUUCACCUCAGAAUUACAAUUGAGGGUAUACUCUUUGAAAAAACUUUUGAAGCCGAUCCAGUCAUCAAGUUUACUUAUGCUUGGAACCGAUUGAACGUCUACCGUCAGCGUGUCUACGGAGUAACUACCGCUAUGGUCAAAGUUGGCUACGAGUACAGCGACUGUAAAGACGUCAUCUGGGAUGUACAGACCACCAAACUUAGCGGCCACGAUAUGUCAAUCUCAGAAGUCGGAGGCUGGAAUCUCGAUAUCCACCACCGAUACAACUUCCACGAGGGAAUCUUGCAGAAAGGUGAUGGCUCCAACAUCUACCUGAAGCACAAGCCCCGUGUCAUCCUGACUACUAUGGGCGACGGACAUCAGAGGCCACUAGAAUGCUACGAUUGCGAUGGCCAAGCAUCUAAGCAACGGUUACUGGCACCAGUGGCGCUCGCUACUGCUCCAGAUGGUUCGAUCUUUGUAGGAGAUUUCAAUCUCGUUAGGAAAAUUCUAGUCGAUGGCACCGUCAAAACUAUCGUACGAUUAAACGCCACUAGAGUUUCCUACCGCUACCACAUAGCUUUGAGUCCUUUGGAUGGUUCUCUCUACAUCAGCGACCCAGAAUCUCACCAAAUUAUUCGAGUACGUAACACUACCGACUACUCUGAUCCCGAGCACAAUUGGGAGACGGUCGUCGGAUCGGGUGAGCGUUGUCUUCCUGGCGAUGAGGCUCAUUGCGGUGACGGCGCUUUGGCACGUGACGCCAAGCUCGCUUAUCCUAAGGGCGUCGCUAUCUCUGCUGACAACGUGUUGUACUUCGCUGAUGGAACCAAUAUCCGUAUGGUAGACAGAGAUGGCAUUAUUACGACCAUCAUCGGCAAUCACAUGCACAAGUCUCAUUGGAAGCCGAUCCCCUGCGAAGGUACCUUGAACGUUGAAGAAGUCCAUCUACGUUGGCCAACCGAAUUGUCCAUCAACCCACUGGACAAUUCCCUGCAUAUGAUCGACGACCACAUGGUCCUUCAACUGGCACCCGACGGUCGCGUUAAAGUGGUUGCUGGACGCCCACUGCACUGCGCAUCGCCCUCAUCGACUUUCGACACUGAACUCGCUACUCAUGCCACCCUCGUCAUGCCCCAGAGCAUUGCUUUUGGGCCCUCGGGUGAUCUUUAUAUUGCCGAGAGCGACUCGCAGAGAAUCAACCGCGUUCGUGUCAUCGGAACAGACGGCAAAAUCUCCGCUUACGCUGGAGCUGAGUCUAAGUGCAACUGUCUGGAGCGAGGCUGUGACUGCUUCGAAGCUGACCAUUACUUGGCUUCUACGUCAAAGUUCAAUACGAUUUCAGCUGUCGCUGUCAGCCCAGACGGUGUAGUACACAUCGGCGACCAGGCCAACUACAGAAUUCGUUCUGUCAUGGCCAGCAUUCCGGAUGCCAGCGAUGCUCGCGAAUACGAAAUAUACUCACCUGACACCCAAGAGAUCUACGUGUUUAAUCGUUUUGGUCAGCACAUUGCCACCAAGAACAUCCUUACCGGCGAGACCAUCUACACGUUUGCCUACAAUGUUAACACCAGCAAUGGUAGACUGAGCACUGUUACGGAUGCCGCGGGCAACAAAGUAUUCCUGCUCAGAGACUACAGCGCUCAAGUCAACUCGAUCGAAAACACUAAGGGUCAGAAGUGCCGACUUCGUAUGUCGCGUAUGAAGCUGCUGCAUGAAUUGAGUACUCCUGAUAAUUACAAUGUCACUUUUGAAUACUACGAACCUACUGGUUUACUGAAGACCAAAUUAGACUCGACCGGUCGCAGCUACGUCUACAACUACGACGAGUUUGGUAGGCUGACCAGUGCUGUAACACCAACUGGUAAGGUCAUCAGUCUCACCUUCGAUCUAAGCCUAAAAGGAGCCACGGUGAAGGUAGGACAGAACAGCAGGAAACCAGUGUCGAUGCUCAUCAAGGGCUCUUCUGUAGUAACCAAAAUCGGUGAAGCCGAACAGAGAACUACUGUACUGGGCGACGGUAGCGUUGGACGAAUGACUCCGUGGUCGCACACCGUCAGCACUGACACCAUGCCCUACUCCAUCCUUGCCGAAAUCGAACCACUUUUAGGCGAGAGCUACCCUGUGCCAGCCAAACAACGAACAGAGAUUGCUGGUGACUUGGCCAACCGUUUUGAGUGGCGCUACUUCUUGCGCAAGGUGCAGGCUAACAAGAAUCGUGGUUCAAGCAAUGCUGCAAAGACUAUUGCCCAGGUCGGUAGGAAACUUCGUGUUAACGGCGAUUUCCUCCUCUCACUUGAGUACGACCGAGAAUCGAACACGGUAGCUGUAUUUAAGGAUGACCGCGUAGAACUUCUCAAUGUGACAUACGACAAGACCGCAAGACCGAUUAAAUGGGGACCUCGCGAUGGCAUCUUCGCUGGCGUAGAUCUCGAGUACGACAGAUUCAGCCGACUCGUCAGCUGGAGAUGGGGUAACAUGAGCGAGACCUACGGCUUCGAUCAGGCUGGACGUCUUUAUGAGAUCAAAUACAGCGACGGUACGUCGAUGGUCUACGCUUUCAAAGAUAUAUUCAGUAGCUUACCUCUAAAGGUGACUACGCCUCGAGGCAGCGACUAUUUGCUACAAUACGACGAGGCCGGAGCUUUACAGUCCCUCACUACUCCCCGAGGACACAUUCACGCGUUCUCUUUGCAGACGUCACUUGGAUUCUACAAGUACCAGUACUACUCGCCCAUGAACCGACAUCCGUAUGAGAUUCUCUACAACGAUGAUGGUCAGAUCCUUGCCAAGGUCUACCCUCAUCAGAGUGGAAAGGUUGCCUACGUCUACGAUCAUAAUGGCAAGCUCGAGACCACUCUUGCCGGUCAAUCGUCUACCCACUACACCUACCAAGAAACCAAUUCUCUGGUGCGCAGCAUUGACAUUAAUGAACCGAACUUCGAGAUGCGCGUCGAAUACAAGUAUCACGCUGGCAUUGUUAAGGAUGAAAAGAUAAAGUACGGUAGCAAAAGUGGUCUGGACAACGCCCACUUCCGUUAUCAAUACGAUGGAAAUGCGCGAAUUUCGGGCAUCGAUGUCGAUGUUAGCGGGAAACAGCUGCAGCCAAUAAGACUGAAGUACGACCAGAAUUUGGGUGUGCUCGAAGCCGUCAACGAUCUGAGAAUCUACAGAAAUCUGUUCAACCGAUCAGUGAUGCAGGAUUCGAGCAAGCAGUUCUUCACUGUCACCGAUUACGACGAGCAUGGCAGAGUCAAAACCAUCUUGAUGAACAUCAGGUCGUUGGAUGUGUUCAGGAUGGAGUUGGAGUACGACAAUAGGAAUAGAAUCAAGAUGCGCAAGCUGAUGAUUGGCAAAGACUCAGUUGAGAAGAAAGAAUGGACUCGCAUGGACAAGAUAACUUACAAUGCCGAUGGUCACGUAUUGGAAGUCGCCGACACCGACAUCUCCUGGCAGUACGCUUACGACGAGAAUGGCAACGUAGUUGGUGUGACCGAACGAAACGAGAAGAUUACUUUAGGUUACGACAGCGGUGAUCGCGUCGUACAGUACGGUGACGUUGAAUUCAACUCUUACGAUCAACGUGGAUUUGUCGUCAUACGCGGCGAACACAAAUACCGCUACAACUCGCGAGGCCAGCUAAUUCAUGCGGCAGAGCACAAGCAAUUCCAGAUCUCGUACUACUACGAUGACAGGGGCAGACUCGUUGCUUGGAACGAUGACCGCGAUAAUGUCACCCAAUUCUUCUACGCCAAUCCGAAGACUCCUGAUCUCAUAACUCAUCUGCACUUCCCCAAAACUCAGAGAACAUUCAGGUUCCUGUACGACUCUAGGAACUUCCUUAUGGCUGUGGAAACUUCUGAACAAAGGUUCUACGUUGCUACGGAUCAGAAUGGUUCGCCCCUUGCACUUUUCGAUACCAAUGGCAAUCUCUACAAGGAGAUGAGACGAACACCUUUCGGAAAAAUCAUCAAGGAUACCAAUCCCGACUUCUAUCUGCCUAUCGACUUCCACGGAGGUCUAUUCGAUCCCAAUACUAAACUUAUUUAUCUAAAUAAGAGGUUGUACGACCCAACUGUAGGACAGUGGAUGACACCAGCUUGGGAGCAGAUGGCCAAUGAACUGACGACACCUACUGACAUCUUCAUAUAUCGUUUCCGCAAUAAUGAUCCGAUCAAUCUUAAGCAGAACGUUGAAUAUAUGACUGAUUUGCCAUCAUGGCUGAAACUCUAUGGCUAUGACAUCAACGCAAUGCUUGGUUCUGAAUAUACCAAGGAAAUGGUCUACCAGCCAACUGCAACCAUCACUUCGCCACAGCUGACGCCUGACUUUGGUGUUAUGAGUGGACUCCAAUGCAUUGUCAACCGAGUACACGACAAAUUCUCAGAUCUUGGAUUUGUACCCAAACCUCUGUUAAAACUCGAACCAAAGACGAGAAAUCUUUUACCCAGAGUAGCACACAGGCGAGCUGUUUUCGGUGAAGGUAUCCUGGUCUCUAGAAUCGGUGGCCGUGCCCUUGUAAGCGUUGUCGACGGUGUCAACAGCGUUGUGCAAGAUGUAAUGACAUCAGUGAUCAACAAUUCGUACUUUUUGCCACUGCACUUCAGCGUUCACGAUCAGGACGUAUUCUACUUCGUUAAAGACAACGCCCUUAAGAUCCGCGACGAUACAGACGAAUUAAAGAGGUUGGGUAGCAUGUUCAACGUAUCCACUCACGAAACCACGGAACACGGUGGUGGUACCUACAAGGAGCUGAGAUUGCACAGCGUUGAUGCCGUAGUCGUGAUCAGGUAUGGAGCUGACCCGGAACAGGAGAGGCACAGAAUUUUGAAGCACGCGCACAAGCGAGCUGUUGAGCGAGCCUGGGAGAUCGAGAAGCAGCUGGUAGCCGCUGGCUUUCAGGGCCGUGGCGAUUGGACCAAAGAGGAGAAAGACGAACUCAUCAGCCGUGGCAUAGUCGAGGGCUAUGAAGGUGUUGACAUCCACAGUGUCCACAGGUAUCCACAAUUAGCCGACGACCCUGGUAAUGUUAUGUUUAACCGAGAUACCAAACGAAAGAGGCGAAAGAGCGGUAGUAAUAGGAGAGCCAGGGGUUAUAGUCACGACUCGUGACUAGAGGAGGAUUACGAGGAGUUUUAAGGAGUUUUUUUUUCGUUUGAGUUCGAAGUGGUGAAUGAUGACGAUGUAUUUUCGUAAUGCGGAUCGCUGUGUUAUCCUUUUUGGCUUCAAUUUUACAUUUAGUGGUUAUUUUGAAAAUUGAAAAUAAUAAGAGAUACGAUUUACUUUUUUUUUAAAUAACGGUGCCAUUUUUAUCAUGAAAUAAUAUGUAAGAAACGAGGCAGGAGUAAUGAAGCAAAAGGGAUCAUAGCAUACGCAAGAAAUUAAAGCUAGUCGAAGCGAAUGUGUGGGUGAUGCAGGCGAAAAAGAAUUGUUAACAAACUUGUUUAUUUUAUUCGAUAAGUAAUACGUGAUAAUUGCCACUUUGAACUUUUUCUUUGAAUUUUUAAUUGUUUAAUGUACUUCUUUUAUUAUCAAGCAGAGAAAUAUUAGUUUUUCUUUCGAAUAUAAAGGGUGGCGAAGUACAGUGGCCUAAUACUUUUUUUCGCAAAACAGUAACAGGGUCUAAGACACAAACAAACAAAUAAAUGCAGACAUGAGCGAAGGAAUAUUCGUCCAUUUGAAGGAGUUAAGUGAUCGCGCUUUUCUCUGGGCAAAAAUAAAAGGAAGUGACAUGUGGCAGAGUCAAAAUAGGCAAAAAGCACAUAUUUUUAAAAAAGAAUUGCAAUGCGCGAUCGAAAAAAGAAAGAAAAAUGAAGAAGGUGGAAGUAAGUGGAAAUAAUCUUAUAGCGAACGAUUUAAUUUAAGUAUGGAAGCGUUAUAUAAGGCGACUUUGUAAAUACGGCUAAUCAAUUAAUAUUGUACAUGUAGAUAUUUACUGUAUGAAAUAAUUUAUAACGUUAAGACUCGAGUGAAACUGUCGAUCAACGCUUUUUUAUAUUUAAAACUCGAGUACACAUAGACACUUAUACACGUAAAACACGGAAGUACACUGAAAAUAGUAGCGUCGAUUUUUCUCUCUUUUAUGUUGCAUCUCUUCUUCUCUCAUCUCUUCACUCGAAUCUUUCGUUACAAAAAUAACGUGGGAGAAAAAUCGACCCUGCUUGCUACAUUCUAAGAAAAUAAAAAUGCAUUUACCGUGUAGUUAAUGAAUAAAAAGUGAAAGCACAAGGAAAAUUCGAGGACCGCGGAGAAAAUAAUUUGUAUAUAAUGAUAUUUAAUAAUAAUAAAAAAGAAAAAUCAAUGUAAUAAGCGAUAAUGGAACUUUAAGAAAGUCGUUUGAAUUAUUUGACGAUUGUACUACAGGGGGAAACGAAAAGCUAUUAGAGACGAUAAAACGAAGAGCGAUUUGAAUGUUUGUUAGGAAGCAGAUGUUUAAUCAAGAUACAAUGUCCAAAGGGAAAAUAAUAAACUUAAUAUUUAAGUAAA